Messenger RNA from Perkinsus marinus ATCC 50983, 1265 nucleotides. RefSeq names its product Protein SET DOMAIN GROUP, putative. The record is from RefSeq and is a predicted model, not a curated record. The annotation marks the transcript as partial. NCBI's taxonomy places the organism in Eukaryota, Perkinsozoa, Perkinsida, Perkinsidae. The transcript has 3 exons. Gene Ontology annotation, molecular function: protein binding; protein-lysine N-methyltransferase activity. Gene Ontology annotation, biological process: peptidyl-lysine monomethylation.
AGUGAAUCCUUAUAUCAUGGCCUCUGACCCACUAGGGUCUCUCUUCGACCUCAUCCGCUCCACCCCGGGGGCUGAGCUCAACCGAGUCGCUGUGGAGGAGUUCAGUGGCGCAGGAAGGGGUGUACGCGUUAAGACGGCUAUUCAGAGUGGACAAGUGGCUAUUGGAAUCCCCCACAAGUUCAUAAUCACUGCAAACGUCAGCAGUCCUUGCCUCAGUGACGAUUCCGAAGUAUAUCGGAAAUGGAUAAUGAAAAUGGGGAAGAUUCUUAGCGGAGCGGAGCUGCUCUCGUUGAUACUGUUAAGGUUACUAGAGAGGUCUCGCAGCAAUUUGAGCCCCUCGGACUGGCGCUCGUUGUAUCUGCGUACACUGCCUUUGGAGUACACAACGAUUUCCUACUGGUCCGAAGCUGAUAAGAAGAUGUUUUCUGCGGCCUCUAGUGUUCUUGCGGAGGAACUUGAAACGGCUGAGCGCACGUGCAAGAUUUCCUGCGAAAAGAUACGCCAGGCUACGGGAGGAAGAUACGCGAUGGAAGAUAUUGAAUGGGCCUACUGGACGAUAGAGACGCGAGGCUGUUACCAUCGACUUGGUGGAGUCUGUCUGGUUCCCUUAGGAGACAUGGUCAAUCACAGCGCCGAGGCUUACUCUACUGAGAAUUGUGGGAAAUGUGGUAUGCAAAAUCGUUGUGGGAAUUAUAAUGUUCGUGAGCAUCGCUAUGAGUUCACUGCUAUGCGAGACUAUAACGAAAACGAGCAGUUCUUCGUCGUGUACAGUGGGUGUGCCAGCACAGAUCUGCUCAUGCGUUAUGGUUUCUCUACACUUACUUCCCACUUGAAUGCUGAAAAUUGUCAAUUCGAAAGCGUUCGGGUGUCACCUGGGAAAUUGUGGAGCUCUGGAGACGCUGUACAGCAACUGAUUGAAGGGGGCCUAUUUGUGUGUGUCGAUGGCUCGCUAUCGCACAGCUUUGCGACUACCGCGCGCCUCAAAAUUGCCAGAGAUCAUGGCGUUACAGCGUCACUGAAGAAUGUAGUGGUUGGGGACUCACUGGGGAACGUCGAGCAUGAACAAGAGGCUCGGGAGCUGUGCGGUGAUGUGAUUCAGGAGGAGAUUGAUUCGAGGUUGCGGGCUUUGAGUGGAAGAAGUGGCAGUGGAGUGGUACGGGGGUUCCUACGUGGCCAAGUUGCCAUUUUACAAAGGGCAUUGAGAAAACUCAAGGGCAAGAUGUCGGUGGCAGCGCCUAAAGCAGAUGGGGAGAUGGCAAAGGAGG